GCGACAAAGGCUUCAUUCACCCCACCUCGUCUUCACCUGCUGUGCCCUCUUGGCUCGACGGGUUCUCUCUCGCUUGGUGUGAGAUGAUGGAGGAGAGGAGCUCCAUCGCAAGCUCGGCCGAGUACCAGAGCUUCCGCUCAACGGUUCCCAAGCGACGGGUGGACGUGGAUUAUAUGGGAAAGGAGUACACAUGGAAGAUCUUCGAUUACGGACCCAAGACAACGCCGGCGCCAGUGCUCUUCUUCCCUCCCGUCACUGGCACAGCCGAUGUCUACUUUCAACAGCUCAUCAGCCUCACGGGCGAAGGAUAUCGAUGCAUCUCGAUGGACUACCCAGUGACAUGGAGCAUCGAUGAGUUUGUUGGGGUCACGCUCACAUUUCUUCAGCAGUUCGGCUUGAAUAAGGUACACAUUGUUGGCGCGUCGCUAGGUGCCUUCCUUGCCCAAAAACUGGCGGAACUGACAAAGGAGUACCGGCUCGUGCAGUCGCUGACGCUGAUCAACGGCUUCACCGACACAGCCGCCUUCAAGUCGGCGCCGUCCGCACUAGUUGUCCAGUUCCUGCCUGGCUUUAUGCUGAAGCGUAUGCUGAUGCAAAACUUCCCACAGGGCCGCCUCCACACUGACGUCGCCAACAGCAUCGACUUUAUCGUGGAGCAGCUUGAAACUUUAACACAGCCAGAGCUCGCAUCGCGGCUCAACCUCAACAUUAAGCCGUCCUACGUCGAUCCACGGCCCAUCCUCGACCAACACAUUCCCGUGAUGAUUGUUGAGGUGCAGGACAAGUGCGCCAUUUCUUCAAACGUGCGUCUGGAGAUGCUCAAGUACUAUCCGGACGCCCGCAUCGCCCAUCUCAAGCAUGGCGGCAACUUCCCGUAUCUCGCCGUCUCCUCCGAAGUGGACAUGUUUAUCAAGAUUCAUCUGCGCCAGUUUUACGGCACGCCUGCGUCGCCAACGAGUGACAGCGAGCUCAACGACAUGUUCAAGAAGCAAGCGAGCGGUGCGGCGACGGCGGAAGCAAGCGACUCGGAACAGACGGCCUCGCAUGCAGCAUCGCCCCCAGCACACAAGCAGCGCCAAGAGCGCGCGCCUGCUGACGCCAAGCCGGUCAAGUCACGUGGGAUGUUUGACAGUGAUGAUGACGAUGACGAUGACAAUGAAGAUGAUGAGACGUUUUAGGACAGUCGCGUGUUGAUCCUCUGUGGUGUGGUGAUGUAUGCGUGUGUUUUUCAUGUUGUUGAGUUGUGUUCAGUUGUAUUGGCUCGCCCAGCUCUCGAGCGCCCAACACAACGGUCCUGGCUCCUUCCUUCCUGCCAGCCCUUGCGCUAGCGCUCGUCCAUUGCCUUUGUUAUCACACUUGUCAUGCGGUUUACUGCACUGACACACACAAGCCUACUUCAUCAGAUUGUUAUGCAGCAGUUUCGAUGCUUGUGUGAUGUUCCCUCGAGCCUCUUCCCUCUGCUCGUUCGCGUGUCGUUUUCUGCGCACGUGCCCCUGCAACGUGCAUACCUGCACGUGCCUUCAAUUUGGAUUUGCAAUCCACCCACCACUGCCCUCCACGCAUACCCACCCUCGCCUCACUGUGCACAUAUAUGACGCGUGCUUCGCCCCCCUCCCCCUUGCCCUACACAUGUUAUCCUUCUUCUUCAUCCUUUGAUCGCACCUUUCUGCAUUGCGAUGACACCCACCCCUCCUUGCCUCACCUCGAAUGAGCGCACAGCCGCGUUUUGUACAGUGCUGCUGGCCCAUUCCUGUCUAUGUAUACCUGACUGGUUGACCUUCUUUCUUCCUUCCUUCUUUCUUCCUUUCUUGCCUCUGAUUGAUUGACGACUUGAGCGUACCCGCGUAUAAUGAAACGAACCAAACAAAUACAGCAACACAGC
Salpingoeca rosetta is the source of this 1882-nucleotide messenger RNA. RefSeq lists its product as uncharacterized. Lineage: Eukaryota; Choanoflagellata; Craspedida; Salpingoecidae. The record is from RefSeq and is a predicted model, not a curated record. The transcript is spliced from 8 exons. The coding region runs from base 84 to 1178 and encodes 364 amino acids.